Molecule: messenger RNA, 927 nt
Organism: Penicilliopsis zonata CBS 506.65
Lineage: Eukaryota; Fungi; Ascomycota; Eurotiomycetes; Eurotiales; Aspergillaceae
Exons: 4
Coding region: 1-927 (308 amino acids)
Cellular component (GO): endoplasmic reticulum
Molecular function (GO): oxidoreductase activity
Source: RefSeq, a predicted model, not a curated record
AUGAGCAACGUCUUCUCCACCGAAAACAUCAACGGGGUUAUUAUCCCCUCGGCCCUCCUGGUGGUCGGCACCUUUCUUGUUAAGAAGGAAUUGGUGCCGUUUGCCGUUGCAGUAGCUGCUAUGCUCUCUGCAUGGAAGGUGUUUAGCAACAAACAACGAAAGGUUCUCAAUCCUACCGAGUUCCAGGAGUUCCCCUUGACCAAGAAAACCGAGAUUUCUCACAAUGUCACCAUCUACCGCUUCUCGCUCCCUCGCCCCACCGACAUCCUGGGUCUCCCCAUCGGCCAGCACAUUUCCCUCGCCGCCAACAUCCCCGGCCAGCCCAAGGAGGUUGUGCGCUCAUACACCCCCAUCUCCUCGGACAAUGAGGCUGGGUACUUCGACCUUCUGGUCAAGGCCUACCCGCAAGGUAACAUCUCCAAGUACCUGACCACCCUCGAGAUCGGUCAGACCAUGAAGGUCCGUGGUCCCAAGGGUGCUAUGGUUUAUACUCCGAACAUGUGCAGCCGCAUUGGAAUGAUUGCUGGUGGUACCGGCAUUACCCCUAUGUAUCAGAUCAUCAAGGCGAUCAUCCGCAACCGUCCCCAGAAUGGUGGAAAUGACACCACCAAGAUCGAUCUCAUUUUCGCUAACGUGAACCCCGAGGAUAUCCUGCUCCGGGAUGAGCUGGAUGCGCUCGCCAAGGACGAUAAGCUCUUUGACAUUCACUACGUUCUCAACAACCCUCCCCAGGACUGGUCGGGUGGUGUUGGCUUCGUUACCCCCGACAUGAUCAAGGAACGCCUGCCUGCUCCCGCCAGCGAUAUCAAGAUCCUCCUUUGCGGUCCGCCUCCGAUGAUCAGCGCCAUGAAGAAGGCUACCGAGUCUCUUGGCUACACCAAGGCUCGUCCUGUCAGCAAGCUCGAGGAUCAGGUUUUCUGCUUCUAA